AUGAAGAAAGGCUGGAUGGAACUGGAAAACAAUAACAGCAAGAUGGGGAUUUCUCCGGCAUUUGAGGAGAAGGAGGUUAUUGAUGUUAUUAGGAGUAAUAACCUUGGUAUUUGUGCUGUGGUGGAAUCUCAUGUCAAGGUCUUAAAUCUUAAAAAUGUUUGUGUUAAGACUUUUGGGCAGUGGGAUUGGGUUUCUAAUAAUAAUAGUUGUAAGGCUGGUACUAGAAUUAUAGUGGGGUGGAAUCCUAGACUUUUUGAUGUGAUGAUGAUUUCUCAAUCCAAGCAGGUUAUCCACUGUUAUGAUGUUGGCAUGUAUUUGUCUUUUAUAUAUGCUGCUUCGAAUUAUCUUGAAAGAAGAUUGCUUUGGGAUAAUUUGAAGAAACAUAGCUUGGUUGUUAAGAAGGAAGCUUGGGGUUUAUUAGGUGAUUUUAAUGUUGCUUUAAAACCAUCGGAAUAUUCUGAAGGUUGUUCUAAAACCCCCAAAGGAGUUGAAGAUUUUGUUGAUUGUUUAAGUUUUAUUGAAGUGGAGGACCUGAAUUCUUAUGGGUUUCAGUUUACUUGGAACAAAACCCCUGCUGGGAAUAAGGGUCUUUUGAAGAAGCUUGAUAGAGUUAUGGUCAAUUUGAAAUUUAUUUCAGAUCAUCCUUUAGCCCAUGUUGUUUUUAAACCAUAUAGAAAUUCGGAUCAUUGUCCAGCUAUUUUAAAUUUACCUGUUGAUAAAGUGAAAUGGAAGCCUUCUUUUAGAUUUGCUAAUUUUAUUGCUGAGAAGGAGGAGUUUUUACCUUUGGUUAAGGAAGUUUGGGAUAUUAAUAUUGAUGGUUUCUUUAUGUUUAAAAUUAGGGAAGAGCAUGCUAAUAUUCUCUUUGAUUUUAAUGUUGCUUGUAAUGAUGAAGAAAAACUUCUUGCUCAGCGUGCUAAGAUUAAAUGGUUACAGGAAGGGGACAAUAAUUCUAAGUUUUUUCAUAGAAUUGUGAAGAGUAGGGGUAAUAGUAAUCGUAUUCAGAUGGUUCUGGAUGAAGAUGGAAGAUGGGUUAGUGGGAAGGCUAUGAAAGAUAAGUUUGUUUCUCAUUUUAAUAAGGUUUUGGGUUGUAAAGAAGUUACUGAGCUGUCGGGAUUAAAUGAUGAUUUUUUUCAUAAAAAAUUGGAUAGUAGGGUGGCUGUUAAUAUGAUUAGAGUGGUGUUUGAUAUAGAUGACAAUCGUGCCCCUAGCCCUGAUGGGUAUUCUUCAAAAAAUUUUAAAAGUUCUUGGAACAUAGUUGGUCCAGAGGUGUGUAAGGCUGUAAGGGAAUUCUUUUGGUCUGGAAAAUUGUUGAAGGGGAUCAAUGCUACGAGAAUAGUUCUAGUUCCUAAAGUGGAGGUUCCGAGGAAAGUUUCUGAUUUUAGGCCUAUAGCUUGUUGUAAUACUUUUUAUAAGUGUAUCAGUAAGAUUAUAGUGAACAGGAUCAGAAAUUGUUUGGGUGAUAUUGUUAGCAAAAAUCAGUCAGCUUUCAUUCCUAGUAGAUCUAUUUUGGACAAUAUUCUCCUUGCUCAGGAGCUGAUGGGAUUUGGGUUUUAUCCUGUUAUGGUUCAGUGGAUUAUGGCUUGUGUUUCCUCUCCGUGGUUCAUGCUUAAUUUUAAUGAGAUCAUGGGUAUUUUGAAGGAAAGAGAGAAUUUUAAGUUCCAUAGUAAGUGUAUGGCCCUCAAUAUUUCCCAUUUAUGCUUUGCUGAUGAUCUGUUGGUUUUCUCUUAUGGUAACGGGAAUUCGGUUAGAAUUAUAAGGGAUGCCCUUGAUGAAUUCAAAAAGGUUUCAGGGUUGAAGUGGGUGAGAAUCAAUUAUAUAGGUAGCAAAAAUUUUUGGGAUAUUUUGCAGAAAAAGAGUAUGAGAUGGACGUGGAAAAGGUUUUUGGAGAUAAGGAAAAUUUUUAGGCCUUAUAUUAUUUCGUGUGUGGGAAAUGGGAGGAACACAUCUCUAUGGCAUGAUUGGUGGCACCCAAUUGGUAUUCUUAGUACUAUUUUAUCUAGAAGAGAUUGGGUUAGCAAUGGGUUUAGUGAUUCAUCUUUGGUCAGUGAUGUUCUUGAUUUUGAUACUUAUUCCUGGCCGGUUGAAUGGGUUAAUAAAUUCCCUGGAUUGAAAGAAGCACCCAUGUUUUGUAUUGAUUCUAAUAUGAGUGAUGUUGCAGGUUGGAGGGAUAAGAAGGGUGUAUGUAAAAAAAUUUCAUGUAAACAGGUGUGGAAGGAUAUAAAUAACUUUGGAAAUAAAGUUCCUUGGCAUGAUAUUGUUUGGAUCGGCUUAGAGGAUGGGAAGUGGAUGUUAUGCAGCUUGCUUAAUUUGAAGUCUGCUGAGAAUUUGAUUAUUAAAUGUAUGCUUGCUAGCAGUGUUGCUCACAUUUGGAGGGAGAGAAACUCUAGACUUUUUAGUUCUAGAAGUAAUUCGGUUGAGGGGGUGAUAGCUAGUAUUGAAAAUGAGAUUCGGUUAAAGCUGUUGGGUUUUAGGAAAAGGGCUAAAAUGUGGAGGAAGUUUAAAGUGGGUGAUCCUUUUGUUGGAAUUUGGUGGGGGUAUUUUUGGAAUAAGUGCUUAUACAAAGGAAUUGACGGAAUAUGUUACUGGUUGGAGAAUUUAUUCUCAAAUCAUAAUGGAGUGGUAAUGGAUGGUGUUGGGCAAGAGCUGCAAGAAGUUGAAGGAUCCCUUGUUGAUGACUAUGAGGAGGAAGGAGAAUAG
Lactuca sativa (garden lettuce) is the source of this 2697-nucleotide messenger RNA. The record is from RefSeq and is a predicted model, not a curated record. NCBI's taxonomy places the organism in Eukaryota, Viridiplantae, Streptophyta, Magnoliopsida, Asterales, Asteraceae.